GCAGGUUAAUAAACCUCAGGCACGGGAAGUUGGGAAAUCAGUUAGAACGGAAGGCCGGAGAUUGAAGACCGAGAGGUUGAGAAAUUGAUCAUCAUGAAGAUAUUUGUGGUUACUUUGGUCCUACUCUUGGCAAAAGGAAUGGAGGCUCAUGCCCUUCCAGGUGCAGCAGAUGCUGGACCAACCCAUGGUGAACACCGCUUGGCUUUGCUAGACUUACGCAAUACAACAAUGAACAUCCAUAAACUAAAUCCCAUUUUCGAAAAAUUGGCACAGAACAUGACCCUGCUGUCGGAAGAAAUCCAACAGCAACUUCAAACUUUUAGCACACAUCUUCAUGAACAGGCAAGUAUAGUCAGAGAGAGGUUGAGCUCCCUGUUUGAACAGCCUCCAGUACUACCUGAAGGCAUUUCUAAACUGACCAGUCCAAACUUGACCCAACAACUGGAGAUUUUGAAGAAAAACAUUAGCCGUUUGAGUUUGAACUUCAAGCCUAUUUCUCUCAAUCAGACUUCAGAAAGGAAGGUUUAUCAAGAACUCACAGAGAACAUGGAGCAGUUUCACCAAUUGUUUGGACCUUUACUUAAUUUUUUCCAAGGAACAAUCACAGAGGGAGUUGAAAACCUGAGGAAUUCCAUGGCACCUGGGGUUCAUGAAAUCAAGAAACUUGUCGAAUUGUCCAAAUCCGCAAAACCAAGUGGAGAAAAACCAGAAUCGCGUUAAAGUUAUUUGAUGGAUUCUGACACCAAUGAGGAAAAUUAGUGAUGGAGAACACAAAUUGAACUUCAAAGUAAUCGAAAUGGGAAAGACCAACCCUGUUCUUUAAUCAAAAGCAAACGUUCUGAAAUACAGACAGAGAAUGAUGGAAAUGCUCUGCAGGCCAGGCAGCAUCAGUGAAGAGAGUGAGACAGAGAAUUAAUCAAUGAAGUUCUGAUGACAGGUCACAGAGGGAAUAUAGAGUAGGCUAUCCAGCCCCUCAAGCCUGUUCCACCAUUCAAUGAGAUCAUGGCUGAAUAAUGGCCUAACUCUAUAUAUCUGCUUUUGGCCCGUGUCCCUUAAUACUUCUGCUGGGGUGGCGCAGUGGUUAGCACUGCUACCUCACAGCGCCAGGGACCUGGGUUCAAUUCCACCCUCAGGCCACUGUCUGUGUGGAGUUUGCACAUUCUCCUCGUGU
Messenger RNA from Rhincodon typus (whale shark), 1171 nucleotides. RefSeq lists its product as uncharacterized. The record is from RefSeq and is a predicted model, not a curated record. The coding region runs from base 94 to 720 and encodes 208 amino acids. The transcript has 4 exons. Lineage: Eukaryota; Metazoa; Chordata; Chondrichthyes; Orectolobiformes; Rhincodontidae.